CAGGAGGAAGUGAAGCUCGGCCACUUCCCCGUGAAAGGGAAAGGGGCGAGGAGGACGGCCCGCUCCGCGAGCUCGCUGCCCUUUGCGGCUCGUCCGUCCAGGCGGCGGAAGGAAGGAAGGAAGGCGGCACAAUGAACGUGGUGUUUGCGGUGAAGCAGUACAUCUCCAGGAUGAUUGGCGACAGCGGGGCUGGCAUGAAGAUCCUGCUGAUGGAUAAAGAGACGACGAGCGUGGUGAGCAUGGUGUACACCCAAUCGGAGAUUCUGCAAAAGGAAGUCUACCUCUUUGAGCGCAUCGAUUCGGCCCACCGGGAGAGCAUGAAGCACCUGAAAGCCAUCUGCUUCCUCCGGCCCACAAAGGAAAACAUCGAGUACCUCAUCCAAGAGUUGCGGAGACCCAAGUACAGCUCGUAUUUUAUCUAUUUCAGCAAUGUGAUCAGCAAGAGUGAUGUCAAGUCUUUAGCAGAAGCUGAUGAGCAGGAAGUGGUAGCUGAAGUGCAGGAAUUCUAUGGAGAUUACAUUGCUGUGAAUCCACAUGUAUUUUCUCUCAACAUCCCUGUCUGCUGCCAGGGCUGCAGCUGGAACCAAGCCGCAUUGUCCAGGACCACACAGGGGCUCACCGCCUUGCUCCUGUCCCUGAAAAAGUGCCCCAUAAUUCGUUACCAGCUCUCUUCGGACUUGGCUAAGAGGCUCGCUGAAGGCGUCAAGCAAGUGAUUGCGAAAGAGUACGAACUCUUCGACUUCCGUCGCACUGAAGUCCCUCCACUGCUGCUGCUCCUGGACCGCUCGGAUGAUGCCAUCACUCCGCUUCUGAACCAGUGGACAUACCAAGCCAUGGUUCACGAGCUGCUGGGCAUUAACAACAAUCGCAUUGACCUCUCGCGGGUCCCGGGCAUAAGUAAGGAUCUCCGGGAGGUGGUCUUGUCUGCUGAGAACGAUGAGUUUUAUGCCAAUAACAUGUACCUGAACUUUGCAGAAAUUGGCAGCAAUAUCAAGAACCUGAUGGAGGACUUCCAAAAGAAAAAACCCAAAGAGCAGCAGAAACUAGAAUCGAUUGCAGACAUGAAGGCCUUUGUGGAGAACUAUCCCCAGUUCAGGAAGAUGUCUGGCACCGUCUCCAAGCAUGUGACGGUCGUGGGGGAACUCUCAAGGCUGGUGAGCGAGAGGAACUUGUUGGAGGUGUCUGAGGCAGAGCAGGAACUGGCCUGUCAGAACGACCACUCCGGGGCUCUGCAGAGUGUUCGACGGCUCCUGCAGAACCCCAGGGUGACUGAGCUGGAUGCCGCCCGGCUGGUGAUGCUCUACGCCCUCCGUUACGAGCAGCGCAGUGGCAGCAGCCUUCAGGGGCUCGUGGUGGAUCUCAAGAACCGGGGCGUCUCCGAGAAGCUUCGCAGGCUGGUGCCUGCCAUUGCGGAAUACGGAGGGAAGCGGGUCCAGUCGAGCGAUCUCUGCGGCCCAAAGGAUGCGGUAGCCAUCACCAAACAGUUCCUCAAGGGGCUGAAGGGGGUUGAGAACGUGUACACGCAGCACCAGCCUUUAUUGCACAAGACCCUGGACCAGCUCAUCAAGGGCAAACUGAGAGACCACCAGUACCCGUAUCUGGGCCCCAGCAGCCUGCGCGACAGACCACAAGAUAUCAUCGUGUUCAUCAUCGGCGGGGCAACCUAUGAGGAGGCGCUGGCUGUUUACAGCCUGAAUCGCGCCACCCCCGGUGUCCGGAUCGUGCUGGGCGGAACGACUGUGCACAGCACCAGAAGCUUCCUGGAAGAGGUGUCCGGCGCUGGCUUCCGUGGACGGGGCACAGAGAGCUCGCAGGGGAUGGCCCAGGCUGCAGCCAGGCGACUGAACUGAAGCUGCGUGGCCAUUUGUUCUCUCCUAGCUGUCUCAGACUGAAACUAGUCCGACGCGUAUUCUGGUUUGGUGCUCGCCAGACUCCGUGCUUGGCAGUUGAUCUUCUGAAUAAGCUCUUUGGAAGACCAGCUUGAGGCCUCCCGUCACAUAUUAUAACCAGACAGCACCGGUUGAUUGAGGAUGUGGUGCUUCUCCCCCUCCCUCCCCCUCCCUCCCUCUGCUUUUCAGGUAACAGUUUUUAGCCAGGUCAAACAGGAGCAAAGAUGAGCCUUCAGUCCUGCGGUGAUUCCUGGCUGCCUCCUUAGAUGACUGUGCCGUCUGUUGGUCCGUAUCUUCCUCCUUGUCCUCUCCCUUGCACGAGUUAGUCAGUUCUCUGCUUGUGGUCCGUCUCCAGCGCUGAGAGCCACAAAGUCCCUUGGUCCUCUGUGCGAGCUGCAAUAAAAAGACGCUGCGUGGCAAAGAUA
This is a messenger RNA of Candoia aspera, 2314 nucleotides long. RefSeq names its product vacuolar protein sorting 45 homolog (gene VPS45). Gene Ontology annotation, biological process: vesicle-mediated transport; intracellular protein transport. Gene Ontology annotation, cellular component: Golgi membrane. The record is from RefSeq and is a predicted model, not a curated record. The coding region runs from base 132 to 1850 and encodes 572 amino acids. The transcript is spliced from 15 exons. Lineage: Eukaryota; Metazoa; Chordata; Lepidosauria; Squamata; Candoiidae.